Messenger RNA from Ricinus communis (castor bean), 1906 nucleotides. RefSeq names its product serine carboxypeptidase 1. The record is from RefSeq and is a predicted model, not a curated record. NCBI's taxonomy places the organism in Eukaryota, Viridiplantae, Streptophyta, Magnoliopsida, Malpighiales, Euphorbiaceae. Gene Ontology annotation, molecular function: acyltransferase activity, transferring groups other than amino-acyl groups; serine-type carboxypeptidase activity. The transcript has 14 exons. Gene Ontology annotation, biological process: proteolysis; secondary metabolic process. The coding region runs from base 117 to 1604 and encodes 495 amino acids.
UUUUCUAUAAUUUAUAUCACCACUUUCUCUCUCAAAUUCACACAUGGAAACCCUUUUACGUGUUAUAAAUAUUGGAUAGCUUUCUUGUAAAGAAACUGUCAGGAGUGAGUAGAGUUAUGAUAGCCAUGGAUAAGCACUUGAACUUAUUUUCUGCUAUAACAUUUUGCGUGCUUCUGAGCUUUUCUUUCAUUGAAGCAGCUCCAAAAGGUUCGCUCAUAACCUCCAUACCUGGUUUCACUGGCACUUUCCCAUCAAAACACUACUCAGGAUAUGUGAGCUUUGAUGAGAAGAAUCUUUUCUACUACUUCAUUGUUUCUGAAAGAAACCCAUCAAAAGAUGCAGUUGUUUUGUGGCUGAAUGGUGGACCUGGUUGCUCUAGCUUCGAUGGAUUUGUUUAUGAGCAUGGACCAUUCAACUAUCAAGAAGGGCAGCAAAAAGGAAGCCUGCCCACAUUGCAUCUCAAUCCAUAUAGCUGGUCCAAGGUUUCGAGUAUCAUAUAUUUGGACUCUCCUUGUGGGGUUGGCCUCUCUUACUCCAAAAACACAAGUAAAUAUACAAAUGAUGACUUACAAACUGCAGCUGAUACACAUACUUUCCUCCUUAAGUGGUUUGAAUUAUACCCAGAAUUUGUUACCAAUCCCUUUUAUAUAUCUGGAGAGUCUUAUGCUGGAAUCUAUGUGCCUACCCUUGCUUCUGAAGUGGCUAAAGGAAUAAAAUCUGGUCAAAAGCCCAUUCUCAAUUUCAAGGGUUACUUGAUAGGUAAUGGAGCAUCUCGCAGUCAAUAUGAUGGAAUCAAUGCUCUUGUCUCUUUUGCACAUGGGAUGGGUCUUAUCUCCAAUGAUAUUUUUGAGGAAAUUCAAAGUACUUGCAAAGGAAACUAUUAUAAUCCCACUGCUAAUUGUGACUCAAGCCUUGAUAAACUAGAUAGGUCUAUCUCGGGCCUCAACAUUUAUGACAUUCUUGAGGCUUGCUACCAUGACCCUGAAUCACAACAGAAGGCUAAAGGAAACUCAAGCUUGCCAGAUAGCUUCAAGCAAUUGGGGGUUACUGACAGGCCUCUUAAGGUCAGAACCAGAAUGUUUGGUCGUGCUUGGCCUCUUUGGAGACUAGAAAAGAAUGGUAAAUUUCCUUUGUGGCCCGAACUAGCAAGCCAAGGCAGUGUCCCAUGCUUCAGUGAUGAAGUUGCGACUACAUGGUUAAACGAUGAUUCAGUUAGAAAAGCAAUCCAUGCUGAACCAAAAUCAAUUGCGGGUCCUUGGGAACUAUGCUCAAGUAGAAUAGAUUAUGAAUACGGUGCUGGAAGUAUGAUAUCUUAUCACAAGAACCUAACAACACAAGGAUAUCGAGCACUCAUUUACAGUGGUGAUCAUGACAUGUGUGUGCCCUUCACUGGGACUCAGGCAUGGACUAGAUCGCUUGGAUAUAAGAUAGUUGAUGAAUGGAGACCAUGGAUGUCCAAUGGUCAAGUUGCUGGGUACUUGCAAGGAUAUGACAAAAACCUCAUUUUCUUGACUAUCAAGGGUGCAGGGCAUACAGUUCCUGAAUACAAGCCUCAGGAGUCCUUGGAUUUCUUUACCCGUUGGCUAGAUGGGAAAACAAUAUAGUCAAAUUUCGCAAGGAUAAAGGCUGCAUAAAUGUUUAGUGAAUUGCAUUUUGAUUUUCAUCCUCUUCUGCUGUAUAAUGGAAGAAAUAAAGUUCCAUUAAAUUAUACAAGGAAGAAAGAGUAAUUAUUUCUAAUAAGACUUCGAUUGUACCAAUACAUAAUUUAGGUCUCAAGUCAGAUAAUAAUUCAAGUUCAGAUUAUUGUGCCUUUAGACAGGCUAAAAGAGGCAUUGAAUUUUCAGUCUUUAGCCUGAAAAAGAAAACCAUACAUAUAUCCAGUGGCAAGAAAGUGCCUUUUGAUUUA